AUGUUGUCAUUUAAGUUAUUACAAAAAUUGAAUGUCACGGGAUCAACUAGUCAAUUUGUUUGUCGCAAUAUAUCAGCUUCAUCGGUGUUGAUGGCCAACAUUUUAGAUCCCAUCCAACAACUGUUCUUAGAUAAAAUUCGUGAAUACAAUGGGAAAUUUGAUUCCAAGACGUUUGACUCUUCAAUUGAUAAAGGUUACAAGGGUGAUUUAGAAAAGAUUGGCAGACAGUAUAACAUUGGCACAAAUGAAAAUCCUACAAAAUUCCCAACAAUUAAAUUUGAUGAACCCAAUAUUGAUCCACAAGUUUGA
Molecule: messenger RNA, 309 nt
Organism: Rhopalosiphum maidis (corn leaf aphid)
Lineage: Eukaryota; Metazoa; Arthropoda; Insecta; Hemiptera; Aphididae
Product: ATP synthase-coupling factor 6, mitochondrial-like
Exons: 1
Coding region: 1-309 (102 amino acids)
Biological process (GO): proton motive force-driven ATP synthesis
Molecular function (GO): proton transmembrane transporter activity
Source: RefSeq, a predicted model, not a curated record